Serpula lacrymans var. lacrymans S7.9 is the source of this 1749-nucleotide messenger RNA. RefSeq lists its product as uncharacterized. Gene Ontology annotation, molecular function: phosphoprotein phosphatase activity. Gene Ontology annotation, cellular component: plasma membrane. The transcript is spliced from 7 exons. Lineage: Eukaryota; Fungi; Basidiomycota; Agaricomycetes; Boletales; Serpulaceae. The record is from RefSeq and is a predicted model, not a curated record. The coding region runs from base 62 to 685 and encodes 207 amino acids.
CGGUGGAGAAGAUGGCGGUGAAGAAGGCGCCGAGGGCGAUGGAGAGGGUGGGGAAGAGGGCAUGGACGAGGACGAUGAGGAUAUGCUCAUUAUGAGUGGCGGAGCUGGCAUUCCUAUAGGACCUGACGGUGUUCCUCGCCCACUCCUUCCACCUAUCGCGCCACAGCAUGCUGGUCGUAAGUGUCUCGUGCUUGAUUUGGAUGAGACCCUAGUGCAUAGCAGUUUCAAGUCCAUCCAGCAUGCUGACUACGUUGUGCCUGUCGAAAUCGAGUAUCACUGGCACAAUGUCUAUGUUAUCAAACGUCCAGGGGUUGAUAACUUUUUGAAGAAGAUGGGAGAGCUGUAUGAAGUAGUGGUGUUCACAGCAAGCUUGAGUAAGUACGCUGACCCUGUACUGGAUAAACUCGACAUACAUCAGGUGGUGACGCACAGAUUAUUCCGAGAGAGCUGUUAUAACCAUAAGGGAAACUAUGUCAAGGAUCUUUCUCAACUCGGCCGACCCAUAGCCGAUACCAUCAUCCUCGACAAUUCUCCUGCUUCGUAUAUUUUCCACCCUAACAAUGCUGUCCCCGUCUCGUCUUGGUUCAACGACCCUCAUGAUACGGAGUUGACGGACCUGUGUCCGUUCCUUGCUGAUCUCGGUGGAGUAGGAGAUGUCAGAGGAGUUUUGGAUGGGGGUAUGUAAGUGCGAGAAGCGCCGGAGGAGUGGGUUGGGGCGAAGGUUUUUGGGAAGGAAGGGAUGGAUAGAGGAGUAGAGUGAAGGAAAUUACGAUGACGGGAUAUGCAGAGCUACACAUCUGCGUGACAAUUUUAGGAGAUGGUUCCGGGCGUUGGUGUCAUCCUCUUUUCUUAUCAUGCGCUUAUCUUUACACAAGGCAUCCUCAAUUCACACUUUCUUCCAAACACUUUCUCUCACCAUCUCGGUAUUCUGGUAUCCCUCUCGCCUCCGUCAUCGUCGUGGUUUCCUUUCUCUCGGAUGGAAUGUAUAUAUGUUAGUCCGGUUUUGGUCAUACCUUCGCUAUUGGUUCUCGUCUUCGCAUCUUGGUCACAUCCUUAUACUGGCCCUGCCGUCAUUGUGUUCCUUGUAAUGGCCGGCCGUGUUGUCGCUCCAUAUACCCUCGCGCAAUUCAGCAAGCGAAAAUCAAAUUCUUAGAACUCAACGUUCUGCCACCUUUCCCCUCAACACCAUCCAUUUCACUGUCAUCAGCUUGUUUCGCACAUAUCGCCCAACUAACGCAACACAACCCCUCCAUUCUCAACUCGUAUUUGUCUCGAAUUAAGUAUGCAGGUCUCAAGGAUGUAGUGGCUUUUUCUCGCUUCCUUUAACUCUCAUUUCUUGGUUUAAUCUAUUCUCGCCCCAUUUUGUGACGAUGUCUAGGUCUGUUCGUAGUGAAAUUCGAUUUCUCACCUCUUUCCUCCUUUUUUUGUUCCCUCCCCCAUCAUCCCUGCCGUCGUCUUUGCGCUCGAUUUCUUAUUUGCCUUAUGCAUGCCCCUCAUGACCGUUCACGAAAAUGUCUCUGACCCUUCUCAUAUAUCGAACACUAUUCUCGACUUUCUGCUCAAAAGUUCUACGCACAUGCAUACAACUCACAUACAGAUACAAAGCAACAAGUCCACACUCCUUUUCCUUCAAGUUUUUCUCUCCCCAUUUUCCAUCCUCCUUUUUCUUUUUAUCACCCUCUAGUUUCCCGUUUCGUUUUGCUAUUUCUUCUUUCAUUCACGUAUAGGACGCCAGGUCCUUUUUUUUUU